AAAUCGCUGUUUAUAUCGGCAUUGUAAUCUUCAAAUGCUAAAGUCUCGGGUGAAACACUCGCUUAUUCAGGGUCUUUGGUUUUUUCUAAUUGAAACGUAUGGAGAAUGACUUUAAGUGUCAGUGAUGUGGUGCUGGAAGCGACAGGGAAUAGCCUAUAACAGAACAAUCUCGGACAUAUAAAUUUUCAAAUUAAUCAUGGCUGCAUCCAAACGUUUAGCUGUGUUUUUUAUGUGAUACAUCUAUCUCAUUACCACACAAAACUAUAAUGGCCGCCUCGAUUUCUCCUUUGUUCCUGACUAUAGGUAUAUUACUGGGUCUUACUACAUUGACCGGAAUCUUGGCAAAUGUUAGUGUAUUACUAGUAGUGUAUUGGAACAGAUCACUACAAACUCAAAUUAAUAUGUUGCUUGUCAGUCUCGCAGUGGCUGAUCUCGGAGUAGCUGCGUCCUGUGUUCCUUUCGCUAUCACGACUGUGUUCCUUCAAUCUAAUGGUAUCAGUGAUAAUUUUUGUCAGUUCAGUGGCUUUUUGAAUCUGUUUUUUGCCUUGGCAAGUACGUCAAUGAUGGUGUGCAUAAGUGCUUCGCAAUACUCGUCCGUCACAUCGCCAAUGAAGAAAAGCAUGACGAACACAAACUGUUUUAUGAUCGUUCUCUGUGGUUGGAUUACGUCAUUUGUUAUUGCCCUCGGUCCCAUAAUGCGCUGGGGUCGAUACGAAUUCACUGACACUAUCUACGACUGCAACGCAGCUCAUACGACACGGACCUUAGAGAUGUCGUAUAAUAUCACCCUAAUGGUCUACGCCUUUGCUCUACCAUUUCUAACAAUGCUGUUAACAUAUACCGCGAUUUUGAGAGCAUUUCGAGACCAGAGCGCACAUUUACUUCGAACAGAAUCAAUAAUGAGUACAUCUCAAAGUAGUAUGAACGUUUCCAUUUCCGUGGAAACCAAAAUAUUUUUCACUGUGGUGAUUGUUGUAGUAACAUUUUUACUCUGUCGGACUCCUUUUUUUAUUUAUCUCUUCUUAAUAACAAUGCGGGUGAUAAGUUCGUCGGAUUUUUUAGGACAGCUUGCAUUCUGGGCGAUAUACCUGCACAGUGCGACAGAUCCAUUUAUAUAUGCGUUUAAGCACGUCGAGUACAGAGAUACUUUAAAUGAAAUUCAAAUGAACAUUAAUAAGACAUUUAAAUCCCUAUUUGUAAAGGAUAGUGACUAUACACAAGCAAUUGAGGAAUAAAAGAACGUUAGGAGAAAACGAGGAACGUUAUUUUUAAAUUUUUUCUGUACAUCGAAUG
Dendronephthya gigantea is the source of this 1293-nucleotide messenger RNA. Its product is annotated as high-affinity lysophosphatidic acid receptor-like. Lineage: Eukaryota; Metazoa; Cnidaria; Anthozoa; Malacalcyonacea; Nephtheidae. The coding region runs from base 267 to 1235 and encodes 322 amino acids. Gene Ontology annotation, cellular component: membrane. Gene Ontology annotation, molecular function: G protein-coupled receptor activity. The record is from RefSeq and is a predicted model, not a curated record. Gene Ontology annotation, biological process: adenylate cyclase-activating G protein-coupled receptor signaling pathway. The transcript is spliced from 2 exons.